GCCUGUCUCCCCCCUCUCUCUAGCUCUCGCGCGCGCUUAGCAAGCGGCGGCGGGACUGUCACUGCGGACUACAUUUCCCAUAGCCCUGAGCGUCCAUCCCGCCUCUAGCCUCUGAGCUCCCGCCUCUCUCUCUCUCUCUCGCUCUCUCUAUCUCUCUGUCCGCCGCCGCCUCCUCCUCCGCGCGCUUCAGUUUCCUGUGUCCGCUGCCGGGGAGAACCGUUGGAGUCCAUCAUGUCGGGUGACGAUGAACAGCAGGAGCAGACCAUCGCCGAGGACCUGGUGGUCACCAAGUACAAGAUGGGGGGCGACAUCGCGAACAGUAAGAGCCAGCGGCGGGGACACACACACACACACACGGUUACCGGGUGAGGAGAGCCGGCAGGCAGAGCUGGGGAGUGCCAGGCCCGAGACCUUCGGCCAGGAUAGUAUGGAGCGGCUCUCCGGCUUUAUUAUACUGUCUGACCUGUCAAUCACACGGGACACUUAACCCCCUGCCUGCCGCUGCUCUGACAUGAAGUGCUGGGAAUAGGGGGUUUAAUGGCAGUGGGGGAGGGGAUCGCACGUGUCCCGUCUGCCAUGUGCCUCCCCGGCACCCUUACACUCCACAGGCCCUGGCACCCACGUGUCUGCAGGCUCCUCUGUACGGUGUGUGUGAGAGCAGCAAGUGCUCUGUGCGGAAUAUGGGGGGAGACAGGGCUGUCACACAAUCUAAUAAGUUAUAUAGUUUGUAAGAAUAUAGGUUAAUGCAGGUCAUUAAGCAGUCAGUAUCUUUCAAUCUACUACAACUCAGGAAGGGCCUUCUUCUCGUCAAAGCAGUAAUGAACAUUCUGUUGGAAAAUAAUACAUUGACCAUAUGUCUUGUGUGUGUGUGUGUGUGUGUGUAAAAAAAAAAAUUAAAUAAGUGUGUGUGUGUACACACACUAAUACGAGGGGGAAAAAACUAUUAAACUGCAGAAGCAUUUCUGCAUAUUUGUUAGGGUAUCCAUGCAUUACUUUGUGACAUUUUUGAAGGUCUUCUGUCAUUUUUAUAAUUUUAAAGUAUACACUAACAAAUUGCAAUGAGUAAAACAGAAUUCUGCUAGUUACAAGAUAGUUACAAGAAAUGUAUUUGUUUAUUGUCUAAAAGUACACAUUCUAGUAGUCUUCCAGCAGCGCAUCUAAUUUUAUUUUAAUUUUUUUUAAGCAUAUGGUGUUUUACCUAUAUUUCUUCCAAAUUUCAGAACAUAUUCUUGACAUUUACAGAAAAGUCACUCUUGUGCUCAUUAGGUUGUACCUGUCAUAUGCACAUAGGUUUAGUCUAUAUGUUAAAUCUUUAUACAGAUCAAAAUAAGCCUUAUUUUUUGUUUUUGAAGUAAAUUAUAUUUUUCAUCUUGGUGUGUGUAAGCCUGAAGAUUCACAGAGUCUUUAAAAUGUAUUGAGUAAAAAUUAAUAAACCAGAACAAAUCAAAUUAAAAAAAUUCAACCUCCCUACUACUCUAGUUUAGGAUGUUAGGAGGUUCAUGCUUUUGUGGCCUUUUUGAAACAAAUGAUUGCUGCAAAAAACUUGCAGAUAACUUGUGAUUAGAUGACUCAAGACAAGGUGCUACAGCAGUUAAAGAAAAAUAAUGUAAAUAAAGCUCCGGAACCUGAUGGUAUUCACCCACGAUAACUUAAGGAGCUAAAUGGGGAAAUAAGUGAACCUCUGUAUUUAAUCUUUUGUUUCAGGUAUUGUACUGGAGGAAGGCAGAUGUCGUUCCUAUAUUUAAAAAGGGUUCAAAAUCCUUGUCUGGAAAUUAUAGAACUGUGAGCUUAAAGGGACUCUCCAGUGCCAGGAAAACAUAUCCAUUUUUCUGGCACUACAGUGCCUCCCACCCCCAUGCCAUAUUGCUGAAGGGAUUAAAAGCCCUUCAGGAUAGAGUACAACGAGUUAUCAUUAAAGGACCACUAUAGUGCCAGGAAAACAUACUCGUUUUCCUGGCACUAUAGUGCCCUGAGGGUGCCCCCACCCUCAGGGUCCCCCUCCCGCCCGGCUCUGAAUGGGGGAAAGGGGUUAAAACUUACCUUUUUCCAGCGCUGGGCGGGCAGCUCUCCUCCUCCGAUCCUCCUUCUCUCCUCCCCGUCGGCUGAAUGCGCACGCGCGGCAAGAGCUGCGCGCAUUCAGCCAGUCACAUAGGAAAGCAUUCAUAAUGCUUUCCUAUGGACGCUGGCGUGCUCUCACUGUGAAAAUCACAGUGAGAAGCAUGCAAGCGCCUCUAGUGGCUGUCAAUGAGACAGCCACUAGAAGAAAUAGGGGAAGGCUUAACCCAUUCACAAACAUAGCAGUUUCUCUGAAACUGCUAUGUUUAUGAAAAAAUGGGUUAACCCUAGCUGGACCUGGCACCCAGACCACUUCAUUAAGCUGAAGUGGUCUGGGUGCCUAGAGUGGUCCUUUAAUGGUAAAUUUUCAGGCUGGACAGAAGUGGUGUCCCUCAGGGUUCUGUUUUGGGACCGCUUCUAUUUAACAUAUUUAUAAAUGAUCUUACAAUAGGCAUUGAAAGCCAUGUUUCAUUGUUUACAGAUGACACAAAACUUUGUAAAGUAAUACAAUGUGAGUAGAAUAUUGUUUUGCUGCAGAGGGAUUUAGAUAGAUUGGGGGACUGGGCACUAAAAUGGCAGAUUACAUUUUAUGUAGAGAAAUGUAAAGUUAUGCACUUUAGGGUCAAGAAUGCACAAGCAAUUUACACCCUAAAUGGUUGUGAAUUAGGGAUAACCACACACGAGAAGGAUUUGGGAAUUGUUACAGACAACAAAUUAGGCAACAAUAUGCAAUGUCAAUCUGCAGUUGCUAAGGCCAGUAAGGUUUUGUCAUGUAUAAAUAGGGGCAUAAAUUCUCGCGAUGAAAAUAUAAUUUUGCCUCUUUAUAAAUCACUGGUAAGACCACACCAUGAAUAUGCUGUGCAAUUUUAGGCACCUGUUCUAAAGAAGGAUAUCAUGGCACUAGAAAAAGUGCAGAGACAAGCUACAAAAUUGAUAAAAGGAAUGGAGCACUUUAAUUAUGAAGAGGGGAUAUGAUAACAUUAUACAAAUAUAUUUGGGUCCAGUACAAACAAUUAUCUUGGAAUCUAUUCAUAAAUAGGGCUAUAAAUAGGACACAAGGUCACGUUUAGGCUGGAAGAAAGGAGAUUUCAUCUAAGGCUGGAGAAAAGUAAAUGGCUGAAAGGGCGCCCUGAGGGUAGAGGGGAACUAAUGACCCUAUAGUGCCUAGAAAAUGAGUUUGUUUUCCUGUCACUAUAGUGGUCCUUUAAGUGUCUUAUAUCUGAAACAUUUUACAAAAAUCACUACCACUGCAAGCUUUCACAGAUGUUAAAAGAGGUAGUUUUACUUCGUUCUACCAGUCCUAGAAAUGCAUGCUAAUAUUACACUUCUCACCUCCUAUAGUCCCCUUCACAACUUACUGUGAAGAAGUCAAAGCUGCGGCUAUAUCUCAAUUCCCAAACAUAUCAAUUAAGCUGCCAGGCAUCAGCAUUGAGGCCAGUGUGAAGGUAUUGGAAGCACCAAUAGUUUAGUGAAACAAGGGGAAAAUAUAUUGACAGUAAAUAGGGAAAGCGGUUAGGCAAUUGCCAGAGGCCUGAUGAAUGAAGUACACUUUUAACCAUUUGGGUCAUGGUUACGAAUUGCUAGUUUAUAUACUGCAGCAGAGUGUCAGAAUAGGCAAACAUUGCCAACCUGGGCAUCUUAAAAUUUCAUUCAGUUAAAAAAUGAGAGCUCCACUAUUGGCAAUAACAUUCAAAAUACCUUGUUUUUAAAAUAAAUAAAUAUAUACUUUAUAUUUAUUCCUUCAUACAGAAACUGCUAGCUAGUAGCCUAUACAUUUUGAAUACAAAAAAGAGAAUUGAAAAGCUAAGCUUUGCUUCUCGAAAUGAAACCACCCAGCAUUGUCUUACUGAAUGAAAAUUGUUCCAGCAGUACUGUUCCACUGAACUAGUCUGGUUUUCAAUGACUGCUUCCAUAAGUGAAUGAAUAUGCGUUUACAGUUGCAUUUCUAGGAACCUAAACCAGUCUUUUCCCUUGCUUUAAUUAUAGACUGAAAUGGUGACUUCAAAGGGGUGGAUUGAGUUUGUUGUUUGGGCAAUAGUCAUGCAGUUAAUUGUUACAGUGCAUAAUAAAAAAUGUAUUUCACUCCCUUGAAAUUACCGUCUAUUGUAAACUAAACCUGUUCAGAUUCAAACUACCAAUUUAACAAUCACUGAUCAGUCCACUCGAUCUAGAGUAUGGUUCUAGAGCAAAUCUAAGUUGUUGUUGUGGGUUUUUUUUUUUUUUUAAUAUAUAUAUCUGUUGACUUUUCUCUCUCACAGGGGUUCUCCGUGCCCUGGUGGAUGCAGCAACACCUGAUGCUUCAAUCUUGAGUCUUUGUGAAAAGGGGGAUAACCUGAUCAUGGAGGAAACUGGCAAAAUCUUCAAGAAGGAGAAGGAAAUAAAAAAAGGUACAAUCUUUUGAGCAGCAACUUUGGAUGUUUAUGAAAUAUGCCAUACCAAUGUUGAGUGUGCCUAAAGCACAAAGUCUGUCUUGGUAUCACCUAAUCCUUCCAUCUGUGACAUUGAUAGGCCAUCCAGGCUUUUCCUUUGAGGAAUAGAAUAAAUCCUGAUACGGUUUCUAAUCUACCGUACCUGGAUAAGAAGGCUAAAGAAUCCGAGUAACAAAAGGCCUUUGUGAUGUAGCAAUUUUAUACCUAAAAAAAAAAAAUGAAGUGCUAGAGCAGACAAGAAUAAUUUCUGCUUUGACAGCUGGGAUAAUUGCCAAGUGAUUCCUUGUACCAUGAUGUCGUAACAUUUGGUACCAACAUUUAAAAGGGUUGUUUUUAUAUAAUAUAUUUAUAUAUGCAUAUAUGAUAUCACUUACACUUUAUCACAGAGCAUUUACUGGCUUAUUGUUGUGGUUUUUUUUUUUUUUUUAAUUUAAAGGAUUACUGCGGGCACCAUUAAAACUUAAUUGCAAUUAGGCUGUUAUGGUACAUCAGGCUUAAGGCACUAUCUUACUUUAAAGGGACGCUACACUGCUAAAUAUGACAAUUAGUGAUCUGCUAAUUAGAUAUACCCCCAAUGAAAGCAUGCAUGCAUUUAAAAGGACACUAUAGUCACCAAAGGAUAUUUCUGCAUAUGGCAGUUUUUCUGUUGUGUAUAGUCGGUCCUUGCAGGCUUUGUGCAGUAAAUACGGUCUUUUCUGCAUUGAGACACUGAAGUUUGUUCGGAGAUGCAUUGAUUCAAUGCGUCUCUAUGAGAAGAUGCUGAUUGGCCAGGGUGGCAUUUGGCUCCUCUCCUGGCCCGCCUCCUUGGUUUAGAUCAUCAAUCUUGGUCAAACCAAUGCUUUCCUAUGGUAAAUAAUUGUGAUUGGCUGAGAUUAUCACUUCUGAUAAUGUCAGCCACGAAGGCAUAUAUGAGGCCGAGUCCACACCGGUAGACUGCAACAAAGGUAAGAUUUUACUAGAUUUUAUAGAAUACUAUAAGGUUAAGAACAUGUUUGUGUUCUUAACCUUAUAGUAUUCUUUUUAUUAGGUGCUUUUUUUUUUUCUUUUUCUUUUUUUUACAUUGGGAGAAUAUCUAAAAACAGCUUGCAAAUGUCCUCCCCCUUUUUCCCAGCACAUACUUUAUGCAGGUGUCCAAUCACAUACUGCCUUGUGCAUCUCAAUGAAAAGUCUUUGCAAUGCAAGUGCUCUGUGCAAUUGUCUGCCUCUUGAGUAUAGCUCCACUGAGCUAAACAACCAGGAAGUAACAGGACCGUUUGUCUACUUAAAAAGCAAGGGAGUGUAACAAGGUUAAUUUAAAAUAGUGCCAAUUGCUUUUGUAAUAUGCACUUUUCGUAAAAUGAAAAAGCAUUUCAGCAAACUAAAGUGCCCUAGGUGUCCGUUAAGGGGUUAAACCAUUGACUAAUAAAUUUCAGGUAAAAGGCAGUGUUUACAUUGCAGCCUAGUUACACCUCUAGUAGCAGUCACUUAGAUGUAUGUGUUUGAAUUCCUGACACUGUAGUGUUCCUUUAAAGAAGCACUGUUCCUUAUGAGGUGACUCAUAUGCUGGUAGUCUAGGUACUGGGUUGACUACAGCUGGCACUUAUGAACUCUCUUACAUGCACAAUGCUACAAAAUGGGGUCUAUGGAAGAGACCCUGUGAUUUUACAUAGAUAAAAUUGAGUUUGUGCAAUAAGAUGCCAUAAGCAUCUAUUGAACAAGAUAAUUCCUGUUCCUGUCAGCCCAAUGUCUGAUGGGAGGUUUACAUGCUGUUGAGGAAGCUUUUACAUUUGCCAAAGAUUGACGCAUAAAGUAGUCCCUACAAAGCGAACAAUAACUUUUUCUUGUAAGGAAUAUUUAUUUAUGAAUAUCUCAAAAGUGGCGAUGUUGCUCUAAUAUUGAUGAUGCUUUAGGCACCAUCAUCACUUCAGUUCAUAGGAGUCUCCCGCAUCCCUGUCAAACCAUUAUCUUAAAUUUCACCAGGAUGCAGAGUGCCCUGGCACUCAGUAAGUGUAUGUCGUAGAUGGAAAGUAGCUGUGCCUUAUGCCGUACUUUGUAGGUAGGCAGAGAAGACAGCUAUUUGAUUGUAAACUGACACUGGUAUGGCACUUUCCAUCUUCACAAUGCAGUCUGGGGGCAAAGCUGCAUGCUCUGAGGGACCCUGCUUCUCUUUAAAAAGGUAAAAUAGCUGUUUGACUUGCGUGACUAACGUGAUGCCUGUGUACUCCAGGCAACAUGACAAAUUUGAUGAGGUUGUGUUGCCUAUGGUGUCCCUUUAAGUAUUCAGUUAUGAGCCAGUUGGUGUAUUGAUUGCCAACCCCAUAAUUUACAGAAAUGAAAUCUCUGAAUUGCAGGUGUGAAUCUGACCCUCCUCCUGUUUGGUUUGAUUUGUGACUUAAAGGGAUACUCCAGGCACCCAGACCACUUCUGCCCAUUGGAGUGGUCUGGGUGCCAACUCCAACUACCUUUUAACCCUGCAAGUGUAAUUAUUGCAGUUUUCAUACUAGACUGCCACUAGAGGACACUUCAAUGUUCAUAGAACACGAAAAGUGGUUUAAAACGACGCUGGACAUCCUCACGCUAUGUGAGGACCUCCGGCGUCGCCGAAAUCCCAAUUGGAAAGCAUUAUUCAAUGCUUUGCUAUGGGGAGGUCUAAUAAGCGUGCGCAGCCAUUGCCGUGCAUGCGCAUUAGGUCUACCUCGCCGACGGCCGCGCAUGCACAGUAUGUCUCUCCCCCUGGCUGGCGUAGGUGGGAGGCUGACCCAGCGCCGAGAGACAAGUUGAAAGCUCAGUGUAGGACACACCUGAGGGGGUCUACCUUGAUGUUGGCAGGCGGGCAUUCCCUCCCAUGACCAUUGGGGUAACUGAAUAACCUCCAUUUGCUUUUUACUGUAUGUAUUGGGGCUGAUGUGUACUGUGGUCAUUGCUGCCACGCAGGACUUGUUUUGUUUUUUUGUAUUUGAUUUGUUACUUGACUAACAUUUACAGUGACUUUUAAGAGGGGGAAAAGAUGUUUAAAAUUAUUUCUUUUUUUUCUUUUUUUUUCUUCAUUUCAGGAAUUGCCUUCCCCACUUGUAUAUCUGUAAAUAACACUGUGUGUCACUUCUCCCCCUUGAAGAGUGACCAAGAUUAUCUUCUGAAAGAUGGGGAUCUGGUAAAGAUGUACGUAAGCGUUAACAAUAUUUUCUAACAAAAAGUAUCGGUAUGUGCAUGUGGUGGAGUCUUGUUCCAAAUCAAAGCAAUUAUACUUGCAUUUAUUUUCUUCUCUUUGAUGUAAAAACAGUAUAAAUCUGAGGUCAAUAAAGUGGCUUUAUCUCAAUAAAGGGGCUUUACACACCACCAUGACUAAAGCGUAUUGUGAUUAUGUCAAACUGUUUAAAUGGUUUGCUACAAACCUGUUUUUUCCGUUGCUUGUUGCAGGCCCUCUUUUCACUGUAUUACUCAUGAAGUAUAGCAUCCGUGUUAUUAUGAAUUUUGUUGAAAUUUGGGUGCCAAUGAUUACCUGAGCUUGUGAGCUGACUCUCAACUUUCCAAUGCUUUCAAUAUUUAGACUAAUUUGAUAUUUCUAGUACGGAAGUAUAGCUUCCAUGUUAGCAAAAUGGCAAUUAAGGGGGCUAGCCAUGGAAUCCUGGAGGGCCAUUAGUGUUGCUAAAAAUGGUUUGACAUAUAACCUUCUGGACAGUGUGAAUGGCCCCCUAGUUUCAUAACCCCUACGAUGGGCUGUAGUGGUUAUGUCGCUUAGAGCACACCUUUAAUAUGAUGUGACUUUCAUUUUUACUUGCAUCUUUAGGACUAUAGAAGCAAAAGUUAAAAUUCUGUUAUCUGUAGUAAAACCAGUAUAUAUCUUAGUAUAUGCUUAUUGUAUCACAUUUGAUAAUGAAGGAAUUCUAUUUGUGUUAAAAUGUUACAUCUCUUAAAAGAAUGCAUUGUUGUAUUUUUAGACGAACUGCAAUACUUCUAUUGAAACGUGAUUUCAAAAAGCUUUGCAUUUAACCCAAAAAUAGUGAUUAUAUGUUCAAUAAUAUAUAUUGAAGUUAAUCAUAUCUGGUAGGCCUUCCUCAGAAACCCUGCAUGAGCUGGACACACGUAAUGUGGAUUUUGGAGGUCUUUGGGUUUAAUUCAUACAGUUGUGUGUGUGAUAGAGAUAUAGAUAUAUAUAGAUAGAUAGAUAGAUAUAGAGAUAGAUAGAUAUAGAUAUAGAUAUAUAUACAUAUAUAUCUAUAUCUCUCUAUCUCUCUCUAUAUAUAUAUCUAUCUCUCUCUCUAUAUAUAUAUAUAUAUAUAUAUCUAUAUAUAUAUCUAUAUAUCUAUAUCUCUCUUUAUCACACACACACUUUGUAUGCAAUGUCAUCUCGGUUGAAGAUCAGCAUUUGUUUUUGUUUUUUAGCUUUGAACAGUCUGGUUUCAUAGUGGUGCAUUUGUAAGUUAUAUCUUUGAUACGUUUUUCACCAUAUGGUUUGAAUUGCAGAGACUUGGGAGUCCAUGUUGAUGGGUUCAUCUCUAAUGUUGCACACAGUCUUGUUGUCGGUGCUUCCAAAGUAAGGCUAAUAUUUAUUUGUGAUGUUUCCAUAAAUUGUUUCUACAUUGAUGUCUGCAACCCUCUUAAAGCUAGUAUGCUGAGCAUUGUCCUCAGUCGUUCAAUAUCUAUUACUGAGAAACCUUCUCUCAUUGUAUGUAUAAAUAGGGUCAUAAAUUCUCGAGAUGAAAAUAUAAUUUUGUCUCUUUUUAUAAAUUGAUGGUAAGACCACACCUUGAAUAUGCUGUGCAAUUUUGGGCACCUUUUCUAAAGAAGGAUAUCAUGCACUAGAAAAAGUGCAGAGGCGGGCUACAAAAUUUAUAAAAGGAAUGGAGCACUUUAGUUAUGAAGAAAGGUUAAAAUAUUUAAAUCUCUUUAGUUUGGAGAAACGGUGCCUCGGAGGGGAUAUGAUAACAUUAUACAAAUAUAUUCUGGGCCAGUCCAAACCAUUAACUGGAAAUUUAUUCAUAAAUAGGGCUAUACAUAGGACACGAGGUCCCACAUUUAGGCUGGAAGAAAGGACAUUUAAUCUAUAUCAAAGGAAAGGUGUGUUUUUUUUUUUUGUAAGAACUAUAACGAUAUGGAAUUCUCUGCCUGAAGAGGUGGUUUUAUCAGUCCAUACAGAUGAUUAAACAUCAAUUGGAUAAAUACUUGCAAAAACAUAACAUACAGGGAUAUCUUUUCUAAUUAGUGGGAUAAUAGCUGCUUGAUCCAUGGAGAUAUCUGACUAUUUUUGGGUCAAGAAAGAAUUUUUCCUAGUUUGUUGAAAAUCGUGAAGCGCUGCAGACUGGGUUUUUUGUCUUCAAAAACAUAUGCGAGGAAGGCUGAACUUGAUGGACACAGGUCUCUUUUCAGCUAUGUAACUAUAUGUAUCCAAACUGAAUAUUCUCAACCAAUAAAUUAAGUCCAGAAACGGACAAGAUUUGGAUAUUCUAUUUAUUUUUUGUUUCAAAGGAAAACUUCCACUAUACAUUUAUCAGAAGAGGAGGCUAGAGAGCUUGCAGUGGCCAUCACAAUAUAUUUACUAAUUUGGCUGGGAAAUAUUCCAAAAGUAGCAGUAAGCUAAAUUACUUUCUACCCAAUGUGCUAAAUUGAUCAAGUAGAGAGAUCAUUGGGUGAACAUUUACCCUGUGUCUUAGAUAAAGAUGUGCAGUUCAGUAUACGCCUAAUUGAUUAAAGAUCAUAUUUAAUGGAAAAUAACACUGCACAUUCCAAUUGAUCUGUACCAUUUUCAAACACUUACCCUACAGUAUGUGAGGCUGUGCAAUAUUUGAAUUUUCAGUUAAUUGGCACUUUAUUAAUGCAGGAUUCCCCUGUGACUGGACGCAAAGCGGAUGUAAUUAAAGCAGCUCAUCUAUGCGCUGAAGCAGCCCUACGUCUUGUAAAGCCAGGAAACCAGGUAAAAAAAAAAAGGUCUACUGUACCUAACUGCAUAUUUUAAACGUAAGUUGAUUAGGCAAUAACAUUUAACUCAAGAUGACAGCUUAAAAUUGUACUUUUAAAACAUGUCAUUAUAUGUGACUCAGAAAUUAUGCAAUCUCAAUACCAUUCUCUCACACUUCAUUACUAGUUUACACCUGCUAUUUAUUUGAACUAAAUAAUCAGCUCCCAUCUGCUAUAUUUUGGCAGGGACAACUUAUGUGUUUUUAUUUAAAUUUCAUUUUUUUUUUGCUCAUCUCGGUAGGUUGAGGUUAUAGUCACCUGGAGCGUAGGCAACAGAUUAUUUGUCAGAGUAACAAAGCUUUUGUGCGCUUGAGUAAAUUACACUACAUUAAGGUGCAAAACAUUUACCUUAAUAUGAGUUGAUUGAUUUUCAAUCAGAGUUGUAUAAUAAUCACCAAGUUGGCAAGAAUCAUUGUAAAUGCUACCUGUUUUCAUAUGUUAAAUCCUUUAAUCCCCAUUCCUACUGAAUGAUUGAUGGCCAUUAUUUGUACAAGUCAUUGUCUUUUAUGUACUGUUUUUGCAUAAAAAAAGUUAUUGGUAAACAGAACAUUUUGAUUAUUUAAGUAAACAAUUCCCUUGCCAAUUCUCCAUUUAGUUAAUGAACAGCAUUUGUUUGUUAAUGUUGUCCAAGCUCAGCAACUAGGAGUUUAUUUUAAGGAUGUAUGUGAAUUCGGGUAGCAGUCUGUGAGGAGAAAUUGGAACAAGUACUGCUGGGUUGUCCUAGGGAAGAGCCAUAAAAACCUAGAACAUGAAAGUCCGUUCUCAGUAGUUUUUAAGUAAGGAUCACUUUGAGCACCAUAACCACUAUACUGCAGGAGGGUGCAUUGGCACACCUAUGGUAAGUUGUCAAACAGUUUGACUACUUACACUGGAAGGUUGCUAGGUUACAUUUAACACACAUUACAGAGGGCUGUAGUGGUUAUGGUGCUUGGAGUGUUCCUCUAAACCUCUCUAGAAAGGACAUGUGAGGUUGGUAAUAAAAACAUUGUAUUGAAGUUUUAAUUUAAAAAAAAAAAAGCAAUUUUUUGUUUAUUUUUAACAUCAGAACUCACAGGUAACUGAAGCAUGGAACAAAAUUUCACCAUCAUUUAACUGCACUCCUAUUGAAGGUAAGCGUGAAUGUGUCCUGGUUACAGCAAGAUGUAUGUGUUCUAUGCAUGUGGAGACUUGAGCUUUGCUGUAAAGGAGCAAUUGUGUAUUAGGAACUAAUUCAAAUAGCCUGAUUCCUGAAGGCAUCUCAAAUGUAAAAUGCAGACGUAACAGGCUAUAUACAACAUUAAAUGCACUUAUCACUCAUUCAUACUUUACCAGUGUUACCCUCAUCUGAAUGAAUUCAUUUAAAACUUGAUUGUAUAUUGAGAUCUGAAACCCAGAGUGCAGCAUUUAGGCUAAGAUGGCCAGGCUGUGACUAGAAUAUCCCUAUUUAAAACUUUUUGCCUAAAUUUUUCCAGGGUUUUUCAAUGAACUGUGAUUCUGAGUUUAUUGAAAAACCCUGCAGACUAUAUAGUCACAGUAGAAUAAGACGUUGUCCCUCAUUUGUUGUUGUUUGGUAGUGCUAUGAAAAUGUACAACCAGAGUUAGACCCUCAUUAAAUAUUGUGUGUUUUGUCAGGUAUGCUUUCCCACCAAUUAAAGCAGCAUGUUAUUGAUGGAGAAAAGACCAUCAUUCAAAAUCCAACUGACCAGCAAAAGUAAGUUUUCUAGACUUGAGAUUUAAGAGCUGACCUGCUGUUAGCAAGUUAAUGGAUGAGUAUGUUUACUACAAACUAAAACUUGAUAUGUUUAUGGAGUUGUAUGUAUCGAUGGGCAUUGUAUCCAAAUUUUCCAAGUUUUGCUAAAUAAGUUGUAUGCAGUCAAAAACAGCUUAUUGUUUCUGCUCUCCUUUGAAAUGUUGCACAUGCAGAGAUUAACCCGUUUGCUGCUGGAGGUGUAAAUCCUCCUCCAGCAGUGUCAUUAGGUAGACCAGAACAAAGUUCUAGGCUGGUUAUUAUCAAUUCUGUGCAAAUUUGGCAUCCAAAUAAUCUAACACUUUCUCUUUAAGUGCACAUAUGCAUGUUGGAUGGAGGGACGACCCUUCCUUCUGAUAAUAUAUAUAUAUAUAUAUAUAUAUAUAUAUAUAUAUAUAUAUAUUACAUUACAAAUGAGUAAAAUAGUAAAUUUAAAAAAUGCUUUUGCUUAUAAUAUUCUAUAACUAGUGCAACUAGAAUAAAUAAGCAGUCAUGGUAGUUUUACAAUAUUAGUCCUGAUGUUAAAAUGCCUUAUGUCCAAGAUUUUAAGCUGGUUACAUUAAAUUGAUAUUGUGGUUUUCACAAACGCUUAAUUUUCAUGGGGAAUUUUAGACUUUCUCAAUACAUUAAGGACCCUGGGUUUGUAUUCUACUUAAGCGAUUUGUUCAAGUGAUACUUGAGUUGUGCCACCAUACUCUUCAGUGUCACACUUACAAUGCUAUGUGUAACUUUAGCUAACCCUAACCAUAUCCCUGGCUAAAGCAUGCCACUGCAGUGAUUGUCAACCUGGAGGACAUCUGGCAGCACUACUGAACUGGAAAAAUAAAGCAACCUUUUAAGAAUCCCUGCACAAAUAAACACAAUGAAAAUUGAGAAAUGACACUUAAUUGAAAAGUAAUAAUCCUAUUUAUUAGUAAGAUCUUAAAAAUAUAUAGAGAGAAAUUGAGCAGCAUUGCACAAAUAAGUGAUUUACAGUGAAAAUGCUGUAAGAAGUACCGACUUCAUCACACUAAGUCAAGUUACAAGCAAAUUGUACAGUGCAAAGUUUUGCCUCAAAGGUCUUCAAAGAACCAGUAGCAACACACCAACUACGCUCUGCCAAGUCAGCUUGAUCCACCUCACGCUGUAUAGGGCCACAGAUGAAACCGGUCAUUGGGGUCUGAGCAGAUACAAGCUGAUCGCCAAUCUCCAAAGUGCUCCUAUGUCCUCCAAGCCCCACUUAACCAUCAACAUGUUUUGCUCAAUCCACAAACUUCUUAGGGCUUUCACUGACAAGUUUGUGGAUUUUAUCAUGUCAUUCUCUCACCUCUCAUUUCAUUCCCAAUAAAAUGGAUAAUAGUCACAUCCCUAAAACAUUAACUUUUAACCCCUUAAGGACACGUGGCAUGUCAUGAUUCCCUUUUAUUCCAGAAGUUUGGUCCUUACGGGGUUAAAGGGGCACACCUGACACUUAAGUACUGUUUAUAUGAAGUGUCCUUUUUAAAAAAAAAAAAAAAUAUAUAUAUAUAUAUAUAUAUAUAUAUAUAUAUAUCUUUAAAUAGAAACUGUCACUUAAAAAAAAAAAUUAACCUUGUUACAUCCUCCUGGCUUGCAAGUGUGCUCAAUUCAGAGCACUGCUACUCUGAGGACUCAUGAGGCGGCACUGUGUACAGUACAAAAUACCUGUAUCUUGACUCCAGCUGUGGUGGGAGUUGUCAUUUGCAUUGCUAAAAAUGUCAGUGUAGUAUGACAAAGUAAGAAGUUGUUUGUCUGUGUGUGUAUAUAUCUAUCUUUGUGGUUAAGAAAUGUAUUAUUUUUUGUUUACAUGUUUGAAACAUGUUAAUACACUUGAAUUUAACUAUUUGCACAUAUUUAACAUUUUGUACCUAAUAUUCUAAAAUCCACCAUAUUAUAUCUAAGCUGUAAAUGAGGUUGUGCUAGUUCACUAGUGAUUUCAAAUAUUAUUUUGCCUUUUGCAGGAAAGACCAUGAAAAGGUGGAGUUUGAAGUUCAUGAGGUUUACGCCGUUGAUGUUCUCAUUAGCACGGGAGAGGGAAAGGUGAGUUUUCUUAGGCAAGAUGAAUUCGAUAUAUAUUGAUAUAUUAUGUAUGCAUGUUGGAUAUACACCAUACUUACCUGUAUAGUGGCUUUAAAGCAAUGGUUAAUGGGCACCACAAUGAUUUCUGUUCUGUGAGUAGUUUAGUUGUCCUCUUGCUGCUAUAUAAAAACAUAGCUGAAUCAAAAUCUUUAACUUUUUGCUGUUCAGUCUGAUAGUACUAAUAUUAAUGGAAGGAGCAAAAAUGGAUCUAAACUAUUUAAUUUUUAUUUUUUAAAGUCCUCCCUGCAUAACAGACUGUAACUCAACAUUCACAUUACAUCUAUUUUGAGUGUCUUUGCUAUCUUUUUCAGACACACUUUUUGUUGAACAUGAAGAGCUGCUAAAAUGGUGUAAGCUCUACAUGAUAAAUAUGUGAGAUUGACUCUGAUUGUCUAAAGUUUGACUAGUACAUUGCUUUUUCAUGGAGGAAACAAAAUCAAGAACAAGCUAUGUGGGUUUAGAUAGAAAAUAGGAUGAUCAGAUAAAUUAACAGUCUCUUAUUGGGUGUUAAACUGAAGACAAAUGAAAAGUUUCUGUGUGAGUGCACCUGAUUGAUAACUGAUGUUUGCCACAGGCAAGAGAUGCUGGACAGAGGACAACCAUUUACAAAAGGGACCCAUCUAAACAAUAUGGCUUGAAAAUGAAAACCUCACGUGCCUUUUUUAGUGAAGUGGAGAGACGCUUUGAUGCCAUGCCAUUCACUCUCAGGUAAUGUAAAGAGCAAUGCUGCCAUGUUCAAGGACCACUCCGAUGUAUUAAAAACAGUGCUUACGUUUUGAAGCCUUGUCCUUUUAAGGCCUAGGCCUUACAAAGUUACUUGCCACCAAAGUAUCCAGGGGAUGUUAAUAUUACCCAAUUUAAUGGUACUAAUGAGCUAUCUGACCAGCCUUCAUGAUACCACAUAUAAAGAACUCGAAGUUCUCUGGCAAAUGUUAGCAUUGGGGUUUCUCUGAGAUGGCAAUGUUUACUAUUUUAGAGAAGAGGGGCAGCUUGUAUGCAUCAAAACAAAUUAUUUAAUAUGUUUUUGGUGCUUAUUGUCCCUUUAACUAUCAGGAUUCCACUCUUCCAUUGUAGAGAGUAUAUAAAUUUGUUGUGACUGUAUGGAUUUAAUUGCCAUGUCCAUGAUUUCUAAUCCUCCUAAAUUCCCAUAGGGCAUUUGAAGAUGAAAAGAAAGCAAGAAUGGGUGUGGUAGAAUGCGCCAAACAUGAGCUGCUCCAGCCAUUCAAUGUACUCUAUGAAAAGGAAGGUGAGGAAAUAGUUGAAUGUGUUUUAAAGGGAAAGUAAACCAUAAUUCAUGACUUCACUACAUUUAUUUCUAAAUAAAGAGGGAAAAAAACCUGCUUUAAUUACCGACAGAUUUUAAGAUGUGCUAUUAGUGAACCCAAUAAGGGAAUGGAUUAUUUUUAUUUUUAAAUUCUUUAUUUUUGUUGUGCGAGCUUUACAACCUGCUUGGAUAGCCACAACAACUAGGCCAAGCGCAUCUGUAACAUGUAUAACAUAAGUAUGACAUUUGUAAUUACUACACAUUUGUAAGUGGUGAUAGUCAAACAUAAAGGAAAAAACUUCAGCUUGUAUAUUUAUGAGGCCGCUACAGAUAGGACAAGCGUAUCUGUAACAUGUAUAACGUCAGUAUCGCAUUUGUAAUUACUACACAUUAGUGAUAGUAAAACAUUAGCUUGUAAGCUUAUGAAAGAGAUUUGUCCGGGAGGUCGGAGACAAGUGUUUAGUAGUGGUAGGCGGUAUUGGUCCGCCGCGGGCAGACUGGCAUACAUAAGUGACACAGCCUAAAUAUACGUGGUGUAUUAUGGUGGCCUAACCCUUGGUAUGUGUUUGUAGAGGCUGGGUAAUGUUAAAGUGAGGGGCGGUCUAUAUGCGCUGGAGGCACUUAGGAAACAUGAGUAAAUUAAACAUAUUGCUGCUUCCCUUAAGAGAGUCCAGGAUUGCAUCGCUUGGAAAAAAAAUUAAAAUAUAGAGACAAAGGCAUAAGAAAGUCUAAUGAUCGUCUCUUUUGUGUGCCGCCAGUAUGCCGUAUCCCAUAUCUCCUCAUAGGAUUAGGUUAUGACCUUUGAGUCUCUCAGGCCCUGCUUAACCUAUGCCGUCCAGGGUGUAAGCAUAGUCCCGUACCCAGGGGGGAUGCUGCCGGCUUUCCCAGCCUACUGGGGCUUGGUAGGGUGGGCCUCUCUGUAUAUUUGGGUUUCCCCCGGAUGAGAGUCUGUGUCCUGGUGUGUUUCCGCCAUCGUUGUUGCUGACCGGCAGGCAUGGGCUGGGUCAGUGUGGUGUUUGGUUCGGAGCUCGUGGGGCGCUCCCACAGGUGCCGUCUGCUUGGUCGCAGUCUCCCUUUGCGGUUUGAUCUGUAGCAGGGGGAUCUCGCUGUAGCAUCGCGUGUCUUCAGCCGGUAUCUGGGGGCUCCAGGGUGACAGGUGAGUAGGCUAAUGCGCCUCGGUAUGGAUACUUUCGGGUUCCAGGGAGCUGCUCUCUUGCUCCUUUUGCUGCCUGACGGAUCUCUGGUCACCUGCCUCUUGGUGGGUUCCCGCUGGCUGUUUUUCCAUGCGGUCCGAUGUUAGAGGGUUCUGCGUGGUCUUCCGUUUGGGUAUGCUUGUGAGAUUGCACGGCAGGGUGUCAAGACCUUUCUCUGGGGUUUUUGGGGACAGAAGAGCUACCAUCUUCUCCCAGAAGGCUUGAAAAGCUUUGUCCAGUCGAUUCUCUGCCUCCGUCUGCUCGCCUUGUGUGCUGGUUGAGCACAUUGUCUCCGCCAUUUUGUGCGCAGUACUGUUGCUUGGAUCAGGUCCCGUGGUCGCCGUAGCGCGUUUGCCAGGUUGUGCCGGGUCUCCUGAUGUUGGACCGUGAUGACCCCCACCGGUCCAGAGGGGGGGGGGACGUGGGCCUCGUUUCGAUCUGUCCGCUGUGUAUGUCAGCGGGGGAGCGGCCGUCUCCCUCACGCCGAUCUCGUGUGCAGGCCCUGCAGGAGGAGUUGCACUGUAAAGGUCGCUUGUCUGGCACCAUCCUGUGCCUCUCCCUUUCACCUGGUGGCCUUUUUGAGACGAUUAGGUCCCUUUUUAUGGCUGGAAACCGUUUAAAUCUCGUUAUAAAGCAGGAGCUGCUCAGAUCAGCGUCUUCUCGCUUCAGCGGUUAGGCCCCGCCCCCCGGGAAUGGAUCAUAUUUUACGCUUAAAGAUAUUUAGUGUGAUAUAGCAUUUGUCAUAUUACAGUGGUGAAUGGAGACAAAUGCCUCAUUCCGUUUUUUUUCCACUGCACUGGAGGAUUCAUAUUGCAUUAUUACAGCGUUCAGAGGAACACCAUAAUCUAUUCAAUAAUAUCAGUGGAGUUAGUGUAGAUAUCUUUCAGCGAUCUAGCACUGCUGAUUGUACCAGUAGUUGCUGAAGUCUGAGGGAAAAGGAGCUUCACAUCAUUAAUUGCUUUUUAUUAGAGAAUUCUUGUUACAGACUGUAUAUGUUCUCACUACUUUUUCUUCGAUCUUUUCAGGAGAAUUUGUGGCUCAAUUUAAAUUCACAGUUCUUUUGAUGCCCAAUGGCCCCAUGAGGAUAACCAGUGGGCCUUUCGAUCUUGAUUUAUUCAAGUCCGAAUUUGAGGUGCAGGAUGCGGAGUUAAAGGUUGGUAUAUAAUUUCUAUUGAUAACAUCGCCCUCCCUUUUCUGAAUGUUGCUUUUGGAAAUUGUAAUUCAGAAACAGUGCUUUUUGAGGUUUUUGCAUGAUGACAAUGGGCUAGAGGAGUUGAGCUCAGAUUUGAAAGUGUUUGCUUGGUUCUCGUAAUUGUCAUCAAACUUCUCUACAUCCUUUCUAAAAUUUGGCUGUAUUGUUUAUGGUUAAAUAUAAUUGUAAGCUAGAUUGCCAGGAACAGUGGAGGGUAUCCCCUAUAAUAAAUACAUAGGAAAAAAGGAAAGGCAGCCUUGGAAAGUAAAUUUUUAAAACAUAACGUGCAUUAAAAUUUCUGAUUAUAAAACCAGGGUAUCUUUAAAAAAAAAAAAAAAAAAAUUACCAAUGUAAAAAAACAACAAACAUAAUUGAAUGGAUGUAACUAUCCUGUUAUAAAUACAGGUUUGGUGUAAUUCUAAUGGCAGUAGCAGUGAAAUCCAGAUUUGUAAUUUCUACAUAAACCAAAUAGACACCAUAUAAAGUUAGUACCAAUUUGUAUUAAUACCAGACGUUUAAGUAACAGGAAUAAUGGUAGAAAAUUAAAGCAGUGUUUCUGAGAAAUGGCUAUAUACACCUUCUAGUGUCAAAUGCUUCUUGUGUAUAAAGUUUGGAUCUGUGGAACAUGGCUAUGGACUCGCAUGUCUUAUUUUCAUUUUUUUUUUUUUUUAGGCACUUCUGCAAAGUUCAGCCAGCCGGAAGACUCAAAAAAAGAAAAAAAAGAAGGUAAUGCCUUUUACAAAGUGAAUUCAAGGGUUUUUACUAUAAACCCUUUUGAGAAGGGAGACCUUUCCAGUGUAAUGUUCCCUAUUGAAAUUUUUUUUUUUUUUAUAUUCCUUGGGAUACAACCCAAAGUAUGGUAGCCGGUGGUUAGAACAGGCACAUCAUGCUUAUCCUAUAACUGGCUGCAUUUUUUAUAUAUUUUAUAUUGUAUAUGCCAAAUGAGCAUUCCGUUCCUAAUAUUAAGUACCCCUUUGAGACGAAAUAUUUUUCUAACUGAUUUUGUAAAAAUUAUUUUAAAGUUAAUUAAUUUCUGCUUGAAGAGCUACUUGCUAAUCUAUUUUUUCCAUUUGAAGGAGUUGCCAAAUUAAUAGAAAGUACAGAAUGCAAUGUGUGUUGAUGCAUGUGUUUUUUCAUGAAUUGUGCAUGUUGCUGCUACUUUGCCUUUGGUGUUCUUGUUUGUGACUUUGCGUAUCUUCAAUUUGUAUAUAACAGGCUUCUAAGAACGCCGAACAUGCUGCUGCUGAAGAUAAUGAAGGCACAGAGUGAGGGAGAAUUCCUGCCAAAAUGAUUGACUUCAACCUGCCAGUUUAUUUUUUAGUACUGCGUUACUUUUACUUCUUCCCCCUCCUUCACAAACAAAUAAUGAAAUGAAACUCAGAAAAAAAUACCUUUGUUCUGUCCUUAUAAAAAAAAAAAAAAAAAAAAUUAAAAAAAUAAGUCAAUCUGGGCUUCCCACAGCACCCUUUUUGGAUAAAAACAUGGACAUUAAUGGAAGAGUGUUUUGGAAUUCACGUCAGACUACUUUACCAAAAGUAUAUAUAUAUAUAUCUAUUAAAAACAAAAAAAGUAAUUCAGGCAUAAAACCAGUCUUUAAGACCAUCUUUUUAAGCAAAAAACAGGAUUGGAACAAGUCACCUAUUUAUAUUAAUACCACUGCUGCCACUAUGUCUGCAAAAUAUUACACUACUUAAUUAAACCUGUUCUUGACUGUCCCCAUUUGACAAAACAGACAAGGCCUAAACAAAAAAAUAUUCUCCUGGGUAUGUAAGGAUUGUAUUUUAACUCUGCAAUUUUGGACUCCAAUAUGUAACUAGAAACGUCAUUGACACUGGGCAGACAGAUCUAUAAUGCUGGAUUUCUGGUCAAACCAUGUGUCCUCUGCCUCAGCUACCCUUCUGGCUGUAAGACUGUCGGUUGAUUGCGCAAAGCUGAAUGUUAUAACCACAAGUAGUACAUCAGACGGAGUGAUGCUGCCCAUGAAAUAAGUAAAUAAAUAAAUUUGGGGGGGGGGGGGGGUUUUUUUGCUGUGACAGAGUAACAAAUCUAGCUUUUUUUUUUUUUUUUUUCUCAAUGAGGCUGCUUGUAUCUUGUAGUUAACAUUGUAAUUCCUUCGUAGUCUGAAUGAAAUCAACAUUCAUUACAAUGUUAAUUGCAAUGUUAGGACGUUUACUAUUUAGCAGUCUUAAUAAUUUUUUGAUCGUAUAAUCCUUCGACUUUGCUCAAGGAAGGACGCGCAUUUGUGUUUUCUGUUUUAAUGUGACUUGACACUUGCACUUGUAAGUCCUGGGUCCUCCCAUUGUUUCUCUCCCCAAUAUAAAUUUAUCUGCUGUACUUCUCACAGAUUAUUAGUCUUCUAAGAUGCCAAUUAUUACCCUAAAACUUGCCAUUGGUUAUGCAAGAUUUCAUUGCAGUUGUCAGUUCUAAAGUAGGUAUGACAAGUGGUGGGCUGAUGUAACAAGAACCUGUAUUUGUAAGAGAGUGCUGGAAAAAGUUGUACUGUAUAUUGGGAAACCGUUAAUCAAAUGCAUAAUUGAUUACCGUGGUUGUCUUCUCCAAACACACACAAACAAUUCUCAGACUUACGCAUGCCAUUGUUGUGGUUUGCGAACAUGGUUCUGGUUUUGUAUAUCCAAAAAAAAAAACUACGGAAUAAUCACAUGCACAAAUGUUCCAUGUUCACUGUAUGGUAAUAGACCCUCUAGCAUUCUACAUGUUCUUUGGAAAUAGUCAAUGAAAUGACCCUUUGCUAUCGAAUCACAAAGAAAGAAAUUUACUUCUUUUGGGCAUAUGUAAAAAGUUGCCUCUGGUCUUUCAAAUAUGUGCAACAAAGGUUAAUAUCCAACAGAAUAACUUUUUUGAAAUAAUGUUCUUCACCUCCUAUUUACAAUUUGUAUGUGUGGAUUGGGACUGUCUCUUUGCUAGAAGACAUGGACUUUAUUUUAAAUGUGAGCUGUUUGUAAGGGAGGUCCAGGUUUGUCUUCUUUGCAAGAACAGUUAUAAUAUAAGCUUGCACUUCCUUCAUUUGAUUUUCUUUUUGGAUAUUAUAACCCUUCUGAUCCUUGUAGUGAAGAUAUUGCAGAAUGGUUGGUAUAUCACAGUGGUGACAGCUUUAUCCAGUUGCAUGUGCAGAAACAAGCAUCUAUCCAACCCUCAACAUUGUGGAAGAGAGAAAUAUAUUUUUAUAUCAUGUUGUUUAAAAUGAUGUUUUGUUGGGUGUGUCUGUUUUUCUUUUAUAUCAAAACAAUUAAUUAAUGUUCCGGACACCUUUAUAAAAAGGAAACUGGGAUUCAGGCACCCAGGGGACUGUUGCUGCAAUGUUCACAGAUUAACCUCUUCCUUGUGUCAUCGAAUAAGCUGUGCGCUGCAGGAAUUCUUACAAACUGUAUGCUCGUAAAUGAGGUCCAACUGCCCAUUACAGUCUUCAACUACAUGUGCAUUUGAGUGGCUAUAUUAACAGAUUUGUCUUAGUAGGUCUCUAAUUGUCUGGAACAAGAAAGGACAAAGGUUUUACUUCCACUAGAAAGUGUCAUUGGGUGACCUUUUUGCAUAUGUGCACUGUUUACUGUUGGGGGGUGUGAGGAUUCGCCCACAUAUCUUGUUCUUGUCUAGGGACUCUUAUAAAGAUUGUAUACUACUGUAUACCAUAGGUUGCUUUCAUAAGCUUCCCAAAUUAUAGAGGUGGUACGGCCACUCCCGAUAUUAAGUGCAUUGCCAUUGUAAACCAAGAUGCGUUAAAUCACUGUGACUUCACAAAAGGAACUUUUCGAUUUUCUACUUUACUAUUUGGAAUGUAUCUCCCGGUGGGGAAAAUGCCUGCAAGUUGUUACAAAUGCCCUUGCAAUAUGUAUAAUGCCCCUCCCAUCAAUAAAAUGGAAAUUCUGACUGGUACUAAAUGAUUGGUGAGCAUUUUUGUAC
This is a messenger RNA of Pelobates cultripes (western spadefoot toad), 21787 nucleotides long. The record is from the annotation of a GenBank genome assembly. Lineage: Eukaryota; Metazoa; Chordata; Amphibia; Anura; Pelobatidae.